UAUGCUGAUGAGGCUUCGUGUGGGGGCAGUGAGGGGCCGAUGUGCACGUUGUGUAUGUCGGGAAGAAGGGAGGGAUGCGCCGGGUAUGCAUCCCCCUAGGGAGUGGAGUCCAGAGGGACGAUCGCCAGCUCAGCAGCGGGCACUUGACGGGAACAAAAGGGAACCCCGGGAGAUCGGGGGAAAGCAGAAGUCAGAGUAGUUGGGUUUAGGUAACACUCACCCGUACAGUAGUCAGCCUUGCACGUGAGCUCUUGGUUAGCUAGCGAGCCAGACACCGCUGUAUAUCUCCCUCAUCAUCUGAUCAGCCAAAACAUAUACCUUUGACAAUGACAGAAACACACUGACAGUGGCGAUUUCAAUACCUGUACCCAAAAUACCCAUCACAACUGACGUUCAUUUAUAUAGUCCUUCCUUGCUCCCCAGUCAGCUUUCAAAACCAUCUCCUGGUUGUCGAUGGUUCUGUACAGCUUCUAUUAUCGCCAGUAGAUAGUGAUUGGACGCAACGAGGAGCACGCUGAUAAGGCACUGCUACUGAAUUCAGAUUACCCAACAGAACUUUGCGGAGAGAAUAUAUCAAUUGUCGACACUCUAAACCACCGCGACUUUUAACCCAGCCGCACAUUUCAGAGGCAAAUCUUCUCUCAAUCUACAUUUUCCCUCUCUUAUUUUACUCCAUCGCAUAAACCAAUCUGCACGAUGAAGCAACAGACCGCUCGUCCCAUGAGCCAGUAAUCAGACAGCCGACAAGUGGCCGUGGAGUCUCCCUGAGCAGCCCGCUCGAGACCGCAUGCGAGCUUGUAAGCAUCCCGUACGGACCCACUUCAAGCCCAGCCAGCUUCAGCGAACGUACCAGGGCGCAUCCAACUCUCCAAACGCUCACCUCUCACCACGCCCGCGGUUCACCGAGCCAAAAGGCCGCCGUACCCCUGUGUCUCCCAGCAGACCCAAUUGCUGAUACAGCAAACGACACAUUAGGGACCUAACACCAGCGCUUCUCGCUUCAUCAUCUUCUCUUCAACCAAAACCACUCGGCAUUAAUUGUUCAGAAUAAUAAUCACCAUCUCCCACAGCCAUCAUCUCUUUCUGAUAAACAAGCGAUUAUCUGCCUCUCUUGCCCAAUUCCCCCCACAAUUUUAAAGGAACAUUAUACGCUUUGAUCUGAGCUUGUUUGUCAUCGUGGUUACAUCGUGAUACUGUUUCAGAUACCCUGUUUUGAUAAACACAUGUUCGGGAUCCAGGAUUCAUUGACGAGGGGUUCUACCAACCUCAAAGAGGAACCAAUAAUCACGGCGGAGGUCGGAUCGGCUGCCGUUAGAGUCGGCUGGAUGCAGCCAACCAUGGUGGAUCAAAGUGCCAGUUCGUGUGGGAUGGCCCGAGCACACUUCGAGAAACAACCCCCGAGUAAUUUACGAAAGAGUAACUUCUUCCAUUUCGUGAUCGCGCUCUACGACCGAGCAGGUCAACCCAUCGAAGUCGAGAGGACAUCCUUCGUUGAUUUCAUCGAAAAAGAAAGGGAGCCAGACGCAACGAAGACAAACAAUGGCAUUCACUACCGUAUACAAAUGUUAUUUCACAAUGGAGUGCGAACGGAGCAGGAUCUCUAUGUGCGACUCAUCGACUCUAUGACGAAACAGGCCAUCAUAUAUGAAGGACAGGACAAGAAUCCAGAGAUGUGUCGUGUGCUACUCACUCACGAAAUCAUGUGCAGCCGCUGCUGUGACAAGAAAAGCUGUGGCAAUAGAAACGAGACUCCAUCUGAUCCGGUAAUCAUCGACAGGUAUGUCGCAAUAAACCCCUCUUACCCGAGUGAUGUGCGAGAAAAGAGAAGUCGGAUUUUGUUGAUUGGUGUUGGAUGAUUUUCAGAGUAAUGUUGGUCCAGAAAUAAGCGUGAUAGUAUUGUUUGGAAAGCUAGAAUUAAGCAGGAUCAUGUUUAUCACGCCAA
Messenger RNA from Strongylocentrotus purpuratus (purple sea urchin), 1942 nucleotides. Its product is annotated as transcription factor COE3. Gene Ontology annotation, biological process: regulation of transcription by RNA polymerase II. Bases 1224 to 1856 code for a protein of 210 amino acids. The transcript is spliced from 6 exons. The record is from RefSeq and is a predicted model, not a curated record. NCBI's taxonomy places the organism in Eukaryota, Metazoa, Echinodermata, Echinoidea, Camarodonta, Strongylocentrotidae. Gene Ontology annotation, molecular function: DNA-binding transcription factor activity, RNA polymerase II-specific; RNA polymerase II cis-regulatory region sequence-specific DNA binding.